This is a messenger RNA of Drosophila bipectinata, 3081 nucleotides long. It is a transcript of the gene Syt4, whose product is annotated as Synaptotagmin 4. The record is from RefSeq and is a predicted model, not a curated record. Gene Ontology annotation, molecular function: SNARE binding; calcium-dependent phospholipid binding; calcium ion binding. Gene Ontology annotation, biological process: vesicle fusion; calcium ion-regulated exocytosis of neurotransmitter; cellular response to calcium ion. NCBI's taxonomy places the organism in Eukaryota, Metazoa, Arthropoda, Insecta, Diptera, Drosophilidae. Gene Ontology annotation, cellular component: axon; synapse; plasma membrane.
UUUUUUUUUUGAACAAAACUACGAGGAAAAUCGAGAAGGAACGUGCUGAGAGGGGCCCGAGCCAAAACCAUUAAAAAUGGCUGAAGAGUAUAUACCAGAUGUUAGCGUCAUGGACACAAUUGUGCCCGCCAUCCUGGGAUUGACGGCAGCUGCUGUCCUCUCCUCGGUGGCCUGCAUCUGCGCCAAGCAGAUGCGCAUCCGGAACAAGAAGCAGAACCAACAUGACGCCUCGUUCCCGUUCCAGCCGACGCGACGUCCGACAGCAGUUCGAUCGCCAAGCGGCCAGCCGCCUCACUACUUGAAGAAGUCCCCCUCGCCCACCGGCGGCAAGCAGAUGAGUCUCCUUUCCCCCAUGCAGGAUCAGUCCACCUCUCCGAUCGCUCAGCCGAACGCCAAGUACAGUGAGGAGGACGAGGCCCCCCAACUGAAUCCGGAGCACCAGCACAACGGCAACAAACUUACUGUGGUCGAUGGAAAUGGGAUAAAGCAAUCGCUGCACCACAAUAACCACCACCACCACCAAAACCACCACUCGCCGGUGGAGACGAUUGCCAAUGGAAAUGUUACCAUCACCCUGGACGACCAAGCACUGUCUAAUGGCAAGGAGUUGACUGUCACCGAUCAGUACGGCAAACUGGGCACCAUAUACUUCAAGUUGCGCUUUUUGGCCGAGAGGAACGCUCUAAUGGUCUCCAUCAUUCGUUGCCGGGGGUUGCCUUGCAAGGGCGGUUCGAGCGGUACAGGCGACAUACCCACUGGCAUGAACGGACGCACUCAGGCGGCCACUGAUCCGUAUGUGAAGCUCCAACUUCUGCCCGACAAGCAGCACAAGGUCAAGACCCGUGUCGUGCGAAACACCCGAAAUCCUGUCUACGAUGAGGACUUCACCUUCUACGGUCUGAACAUGAACGACCUUCAAAAUAUGUCCCUGCACUUUGUCAUCCUUAGCUUCGAUCGGUAUUCGCGCGACGACGUCAUCGGCGAGGUGGUCUGCCCGCUUUCAUCCAUUGAGAUCGGAGACAUUUCCAAGGAGGCUCUGUCCAUCAGCAAGGAGAUCCAGCCGCGCAGCCUGAAGAUUCGCGCCCAGGGCCGGGGUGAGCUCCUCAUCUCGCUCUGCUGGCAACCGGCAGCCGGACGUCUGACUGUGGUCCUCCUGAAGGCCCGCAACCUACCGCGCAUGGACGUGACCGGUCUGGCUGAUCCGUACGUCAAGAUAUAUCUGCUCUACAAUGGCCAACGCAUAGCCAAGAAGAAGACCCACGUGAAGAAGCGCACUCUUAGCCCGGUUUUCAACGAGAGUUUUGCCUUUGAUAUUCCCGCUGCCGAGGGCACUGGCGCCACUCUUGAGGGUGUUUCUUUGGAGCUGAUGCUGCUUGACUGGGAUCGCGUGACCAAGAACGAGGUUAUUGGACGCCUAGAGCUGGGAGGACCCAACUCCACCAGCACCGCUCUGAACCACUGGAAUGAGGUGUGCAACUCGCCCCGACGGCAGAUCGCCGAGUGGCACAAGCUGAACGAGUAGGCGGGCAAGGGGAGGCUUUUAAUGCCACCACGUGGGCGCUGGCACCGUUAGCGAGAAGAAACCGAAGCAGGAACCGGAACCGGAAACGGCAACGGACACGGAAAUGGGAGUCGUACGGUUCAUGAGUAUGAGCUCGUUCCCAGUCUUAAUUUGUAUUCAUUUUUGGUAUAUACUUUAGAUUAUUUUUAUGAAUUUGUAUCGAUUUAAUUUUUUAUUUUUGAUAUGUUAUUUUAACGAUGUGCUAUGCGUGGCAUUAAACCCAGAGGGCGACUGUGGUCCCAUGCGGAAAUAUAUAAUUACCACACCAACCACUAAGUAAAUUAAAUGUAUUAGAAAAUGUUUAGGACGUAAAAGAUGCAUGUAAGUGUAAGAUAAUUCAGAAAACAUCAUAUAAAUGCUUGAAAAAUUCAAAAUAGAAAACUGCAGAAAAAGACACAACUUACAUAUAGUGGACACCGAUUUUGUUGCUGUAUAGAAGAAGAAUUAUACGCUUUUGUGUUGUUUGAAUGUCUAUAUAUUUUUUCAUAUCAAGGAUUAGAAGUACCAUUUAAUGUGCCCACCACAAUGGAUGAAAAUAUUUGAUUUUCAAAACCAAACCAAAGGAAAUAUAUUAACCAUGCAUAUGUAUAAAAUAUUUAUUAUGAUAUUAAAUCUUAAGCAUAAUGUUUGCGUUGGUUUGAUGGAAUAAAACUGUUUUAGGCAUUUUUCGUUUUGUAAAGCAAACAUAAAAAAGUUAAGUACCAUGAUCCCACAGCCGAUGGAAAGUAGCUUACUGCUUCACAAUUUAUACGUACUCCUUAAAAUAACCAAAAAUGAAAAUAAAACGAAAACCAAAUUGAAUCUAGAGAGACACGCAGCAGAAUGCUUAGCACCAAAAAGCUACAAAACCACACACAAAUCGAACGAAAGUCAGAAAAAAAUAAUGAUUCGGAGGAGAUAACAAACACAAAAUCAUAUUGUAAGCAGCAUAGUAAAUGUAGAAACAAAAUACCCAUGAAAACUGUAGAGUAUAAAAACUCACGCAUAGCUCAAACCGAUCUCAAUAAGCACUCCACGUAGUAGACACUACUCAUAAAGCAGGAUAAUGCAAUCCCGAGGAGCGGAGCUUUAAGCUGGAGCCCAACAAUUAUCCAUAAACUGAUACCGAGUGUACUGAUCGCAAUUGUAUUGUAACAGACCUAAAUAUAUAGACACCAGCCCGCUUCUAAGUAUAUUUUGUGAACUGAAUGUUAGAACAUAAUACUUCAUUGAAUGACUACGUAUGAACGUACAACCAUAAGAAUAUAUAUAGAAGCAACUAUAUACACGUUCCAAAGAAUGGUAAUCCACUACAAUUUGUGUCCAAUCAAAACUUCAAUUCGUCUAAUGAAAAACAAUAAUAUUGAGUAAUGCAAUCUCAAAAGAAGGCACUCGAAUCAACCAAUUACGCAUGUGGUUUAGGUAUUGCAAACGAACCCAACAUUGUAUGAGAUGUGUAUAAUUCUACAUUAUAUAUAAAAUUAAUUGUAAGCUACAUCAAAUGGUUAAUUUCAGUAAUAAAAAGUAUAAUACAACAUAAA